Molecule: messenger RNA, 2163 nt
Organism: Naegleria fowleri
Lineage: Eukaryota; Heterolobosea; Eutetramitea; Acrasida; Naegleriidae
Exons: 2
Coding region: 1-2163 (720 amino acids)
Biological process (GO): protein localization to vacuole
Cellular component (GO): vacuolar membrane
Source: RefSeq, a predicted model, not a curated record
AUGAAAAAGAUGAACCCAAGAGUUCAAAGCCUCAAAUUCCUUUCCUCAACAAGAAGAACCGAAAGGAAAUAUAUGCUGUUGUUUUUUAUUAUUCUCUCAUCAGUACUGACCAUUCUACUCUCACCACUACAAGCAACCACCAUCACUACCACUACUACUGCUAACCAUCAUCACUACUCUAACCCUGAAAAUUCUCCUCUCACUCACCUCUCCGAUCAUCAUCUGCUUUUUCCAAAUCUCCGAAUAGCACAAUACAACGACCCAUCCCCAUCAAAUAAUAAUUCAAAUAAUAACUCGGAGGAUCCUAGUUAUGACUAUCCAAUAUGGAUUCCAUGGGUUUUGUGCGGCUCACUGUUCUUCAUUAUAUUUAUCAUUUCUACCAUUGCUAUUUGUUUAUUUGCUUCAAAAAAAGAGAGAGGAUUGAUUUAUAUGAUUAUUUCUAUAUUUGGAGUUUCUAUAAUUGCUUUUUGUUUAUUUGUUAUUCCAGUCGACAUUUUCAAUGUGUCACACACGUUUGAUCCUAGAGAAAAUUCUCUAGCUAUUAAGAUCAUUUAUUAUUCAUGUUAUCUAGUUCUUUUAAUAUUCGGAUCCAUAAUCAUACCUUUUGCUUAUUUUUGGUAUGAAGAGAAUCCAAGACUUGGAGAGAGUGAUGAUGAUGAGGAAGAUACUGAUUACAAAUAUUCUCUCACACCAUCAAAAGCAUCAAUUAGUAGAAAUCAAUGUGGUUGGCGAUUAUUCCACACAAUGAAAUAUACUAUAUUUACCCUAGUUGCUGGUAUUUUAAUAAUUAUACUUGGUCUAGUAUUAUCAGCAGUGAGUGGAAGAGUGGAUGAUAAACAUGAUAUCACAGACUGGUUAAAACAAUUAAUUGAUGUUGAACAUUUUGGUGAUCGUGCUAUAAGAUUCAUCAUUGGUUGUCUGGCAGUGGUUGGAUGUAUUGGAUUUAAUAUUUACACUGCUUAUGGACUUUCAGCUCUUCCCAUAGGAUUUAUGAAGAGAAAACACAUUACCUACAGAGAUGAAGCUUCUGUACAUUCGAGAAUCGAUGAAAUCGAUGAAAAAAUCGAUUUACUUCAAAAAAAGUAUAAAAUGAAAGGAACAUCAAUGAAUCGAACGGAUCAAAAGAUAUAUGAUCAAUUGAGAGAAGAGAAAACAGAACUCACUAAUGCAUCCAUUAGAAUUGAGAGAUCCAAGAAGAGUUUUAUUGCAAAAAUCGAGCCAUGUAUUUAUCCAUUUAAGGCAUUGAUUGGAUUUAUUUUAUUGGUUGUUGUACUCUUUAUAAUGGUUUCCUUAAUCAUUAAUUUAAUCUAUCGAACAGUGAAAAGCAAGUGCGGAAUUGCUUGUGGAUUUGUUACUGAAGAGAAUUGCAAUUUCAAUCCUCUCGAUUUAUUAUUAACCUAUAGCUCGAUCAUCUUUCCAAUUGAUUACAUUAUUUUAGGUUUAAUUAUUAUUCUCUUUUUAUUGGCAAGUAUGACUGCACUCUCUACCAUUGGACUUCGAAUACUUUGUAUCAAACUAUACAAACUGAAAUUGAGAUCGACUCUUCCUCAAGGUCUCUUAACCAGUUGUAUCUUCCUCAUGUUCAUUAUGCUUUGCACCUCAUUCAUGUUACCAAGUUUUGCUCCAAUUUACACAACUUUUGGAUCACAAAAAUAUCAAGAUCCAAUAACAAGAGAAUGGAAACAGUGUGCUCUUGCAGCCUUUAAUAACACAAAUAUUCAUAAGAAUGCAACCUUAUGGAGUGUUGUCGAGAAGGAUCAAGUGUUGGAUCAUCAAUCUAAAGCGCUUCCUUCACUAUUACAAGAUUACAGAUUAUUAUUCACAAUUGAGAAUGACACUUCUGGUAAUUUUACCAAUUCUACAAGACCAUGUUUCAUGUCUGAAUUAUCUCAAAAUGUGAACAGUAUGAGUGUGGGUAUUCCAGUUUUUAGUAUCAUUUUUUACUUUGAAAAUUGGCUCUUCAUUUUGUGCUUUGUGAUUGGAUUUUUUGUUUCCAUCUUUAGAAAAGCACCGUCCUUUGAAGAAGAGGACACAUACGACCAUGAUGAAGAGAUUAUGAAACGACCAUUACGAGGAAGAUCCUACAAAUCUUAUGCCAGUGGUGAACAUCAUUCUGACAGUGAAUCAACUCGAUCAUUGCAAUCCUAUAGAGCUAUCAAUUAA